Messenger RNA from Phytomonas sp. Hart1, 2046 nucleotides. The record is from the annotation of a GenBank genome assembly. Lineage: Eukaryota; Euglenozoa; Kinetoplastea; Trypanosomatida; Trypanosomatidae.
AUGGAUCAUCCGGAGGGGGACCCCCUCACGGGGCCCGAGAAGGGGGAAAAGAUCGACGGCGCGUGUGAGGAGGCCCCUGGUGGGGCGGCAGGCCUCUUUGAGGGAAAAUACCUCGCGCAGAUCCAAAAAACGCGCGCGUUGACGGCACUGCUGGAGGGCGAACGCGCGCGCGUGCGGGAUCUGCAAUCCUGCCUAACCCGCCUCGAUGAACUCGACAAGACGGUGGGGCGGGGCGGAGGGUGGGAGGGGAAGGCCACGCGCUCUCCCAGGAAAGGCUUGCGAGCGGGAAACGCAAGUGCGAUCGCGUCGUCCUCGUUAGUCUCGCACGAGGAAGGGUCUGCGGCGUUGAAAGAACGCCUCGAUCGGGCCUACGCCAAACUCCACGAGCGCGAACGCCAAGCCGCGGAGCAUCGACGGGAGGGGCUUCUGCUUCGACACCUCCUCGCUCGCGAGAUCGGGAAGACGGUAGAAGGAGUGGGGGAGUGGAUUCAACUUCAAAAACGCACGGUAAACGUAGAGGAGGGGGAGGGGGAGGAGAAGGGGACUUCCCCCACGAAGGAGAACGCACGCGCGCGGAGGAGCCCCGGGGAGGGCCGUUUACCUGACGGAACGCACGCAGGGGGGGGGUGGAAAGGGCGCGCAGAGCAGAUUGUCCUUCUCCAGGCGAAGGUGAAGGAUCUCGAAAGGGAAUUGGAGGCGGAGCGAAAGACGCGGGACGAACGAAAAAAAACGGGAAAAGAGAAGGAGGUCAAGAAGGGGGAGAAAGGGAAGAAGGGCCCCGACAACGACGAGGUGCCCUCGCGCGUGGAGCGAUCGCCUUUGAAAGGAAACGUCAAAAACGUAAAAUCCGACGGGAAGAAGAAGGACGUGGAUGAUGAGGCGCGGGAUCGCGUCGCGUGCAUUUACGACCGUCGACAGCAGACCGCGCGGGAGCUCGCCGCGGAGCUCGAUGCCUCCCAGCACGCCUUAGAGGAAGGUAAAAUAAAGCAUCUCGCUUUGCAAGCGCGAUAUUCUACCGUCCAGCAGGAAAAUGUGCAGCUUCGGCGACAUAUUCAGGUGCUUUUGGAAAAAAGCCGCCGCGAUGAUGAGCUGAUUGAAACCUACUGCGAAGAGCUAAGGAUUGCCCGUCACGAGGACACGCGAAAAGGAAAAGAAAAAAGAAAGGUGGCCUCUUCAAAACGUUCUCCAACGAAGAAGCCUGAAUCCGUAAUAUCAUCCGAGAAGAAUCUAUCGAAUGAUGAGCAUCGAGGCGAUGAAUCUUCUCCAGCCCGUUCGCAAGGUUUAUUUGAAGAAGGGGACGAAAAAGAGAGGGAAAAGUCAUGGUCUCGAGGUGCGCGAGAUCUGACCUCGAUGCGAGAGCGCGAGUUGCUUGGACUGCAAGAGAUGAACAAGGAUCUUUUAGAGCGCAAUCUAAUCCUCGAGGAUCACCUUCUCGCCCUCACCUACAACGAAGACGAAGACGAAACUCAAAAAGGGGUAUUAUCGGAUAAAUCGCAAAGGCUACUCCUCACCUGGGUGCUCGAGGCGUGCGCCGCACUCGAGGUCGCCAAACGCCGCGCAAACGACAGCAACUCCAAGCCUGUCGGUACGGACCCGCCUAGAAAUGAGGACAAAAGUGGUAGGAAUGAUCAUAAAGCGAAUAAUCAACGCGAGAGCAGCGUCAUGGCGAUGGAGCCUCGGGCAGUGGCCGCGGUCCUGCUCAACGCCUGCGCGCACGUCGCCUACGUUGAGGCGCAGGAGCUCCGGCGGGAACCCCUCGACCGCCUCUACCGCUGCUGGUUUGAAAAGAUCCGCCAGGAAUUGCUUAAAGGAGGGGGGAAUAACCAUUCUAACAGUGCUAAUCAUAUGAUGGCGACGAUGAUUAAUAAUAUUAAUGAGAUCCUCGCACGGCCCCCGCCGAUCGAUCCCGCGUUGUCGAGAGAAAACGCGGGUCUAAAGGAGCGCCUGCGUUCACUGCGAGAGUUGCUGACAAAAGAAGAGGAGGUGCAGGCAAAGCUAUGGGCUCAACAUGACGUCGCGACAAAAGACGAAACCCCCCAUCCUUAG